Condylostylus longicornis is the source of this 3301-nucleotide messenger RNA. RefSeq lists its product as uncharacterized. The record is from RefSeq and is a predicted model, not a curated record. The coding region runs from base 331 to 2988 and encodes 885 amino acids. The transcript is spliced from 6 exons. NCBI's taxonomy places the organism in Eukaryota, Metazoa, Arthropoda, Insecta, Diptera, Dolichopodidae.
CAAAACUAUAUUCACGAACAAGUACUUUUAUUAAUCCAAGAUACGUCCAUACAUAUAUAUGCAUUCCUACUAUAUACUUGGCUUAAAUAAAAGAUGAAGAAGCUGUUGCCCAUAUUUCUUCUCUAGCACAUAACAACGGCAGCUCGUUCAACGUCAAUUGUCACAUAUGAAAAAAAUGUUGUAAGAAGAAUCCGUGGGAUUUUUAAUAGGAAAUACCUUAGCCAUCAUAAAAUAUUUCAUUUUAAUAUCUCGAGUGUAAAUGGUUGAUACAGCAAUUUCAUUCUGAAUUUUUUUUGUAAAAAAAAAAUUAAAAUUAACGAUUAUCAUACAAUGAAUUCGAACUGUUGGAAUCAAUCCCAGCAACCUAACCAGUUCUUACCAUUUUUGGUUACACAAAGCCAAAUUCACGGCAUAUACACUGCAAAUGGUUCUAGUUCCCAAAUUGCUACAUCUACAUCUCAACCACAUAGUUAUCACUCUCAAAAUGAAGGACAAAAUUUUCCUUCUGAACAAGUUAUUCAAAACAGUCACGAGGGUCCGGAAAUUCUUCCAGGUCCAUCUGGAUUAAAUUUAUCCCAAAAUUCGGAUGUGGAAACUUUGGUUAUACCUUACGAAGAUUACCAAAAUAAUAAAGAGUAUAUUUACAGAAUUAAGCAUAAUCGCUCCAUUAUGAAGAGUCUUAAGGUUGCUGCGACGGAAGAUGAUGACGGAGAUGAUAUAGGGAAAAAGCAGAUGGGGCCAACUUGUAGAAGUGCAUAUUGUGUUGAAUCAGAUUUUCGUUUCUGUUCCACUUUUACUGAAGAUACAAGAAGAAAAAUUUUUGAAGAAUUUUGGCAAAUAUUAAAUUGGGAUCAGAGACAUAUUUUUGUUGCCACUCAUGUUUUUAAAAAACCUAAAAAUCCAGAUCAAACUUCUGAUAACGCAAAAGUAGAAAUUGAAAAUGAUUUCAUUUACACACUUCGUAAUAGUAAUGGAAACGAUGAACAGGUCUGCGCGGAAAUGUUUUUAAAUACUUUGGCAUUAACAUUUGAGCGGGUUUUAGUAUGGGUUCAAAAAUAUUCCAUAGGCGGAGAUGGAGUUUCUAUGUAUAAAGAGGAGUUCAAAAAGAAACUUGCUACUAUAAAAAUAUAUAAUCCUAAUGAUUAUGAUGAAAAUGGUUUACCAAAACCACGAAGGAAGCGUAAAAAGAAAAAAUCAAAAAGAGAAAUAGAAAGUGAGCUUGCUGGGGAAAAUUAUCGUAGUCGUGAAUAUGAUCCAAAUUGCCCAAAUAAACCAUCUAGAGAAAAAAAUACGAUCAAACCAGAGUAUUGGAAAUGUAAUAUAGUAAAAAGGUUAAGAAUGGAGGGUAAAGAAUAUUAUUCAAAAAACUCUAAAACCGGGGAAAUGGUAUUUCAUAAAGGGAAAGAUUUAGGACCAAGAUGUACUUCUAGUUUAUGCAAGAUAUCAAAACUAAGGAAUUGCGACAGUAUUUCUGAUAAAACAAGAGAAAAGAUAUUUAACGAUAUAUGGCAAAGAUGGGAUUGGCAACAACGAAAAGUCUGGGUUGCAUCUAUGGUUAAAAGAAAACACCCUUCCCGGAAGCGAACUCUUUCAAUUAAUUCAAAAAGGCACUCAACUCUGCAUUAUUAUUUGCCUGAUGAUAACGGAAUUCCGGUUCAAGUCUGUCGAAAAAUGUUUAUAUCAACAACAGCAAUUGGACAUCACCAAACUUUAAUGUGGACCAAUUCUUAUAGCUUAGGUUCUAAUUUUGAAGAAAAUUUAAUAUCAACAAAAGAUGCUGAUAACCAUGCUAUUGAAUGGAUGGAUUCCUUACCCAAGUAUAGUCUAGGAUCAGAUACAGGAUUAAAAUAUAUUGAUCCUCAAUUUAAAACUGUUGGUGAUUUAUACAAAACGUAUUUGGAAAGAUGUAAAAUAGACGGUAUAAAACCAACUGAAAAAUAUCAAAUUAAAAGAUUUGUAGAACAUAAUAACAUCGGAUUUGUUCCACAAAAUGAUGAAGAAUGUGAAAGAUGCAGACUUUUUAGUAAAAAUAAAGACAGGGAUAAAUCUGAUGAAACUAUUAAAUAUCACCAAGCUCGAGUUGAACAUGCAACUGCUGAAAAGUCGAAAGAUCAAAAAAAAGCAGAAGCUGGAGUAUGCUACGUACUUCAAAUUCAUUUACAACCUAUUAAAACCGUUCCAAUUUUACGAAAUGAAAGUCAAGUUUUUAAAAGCAAGUUAGAAUGUAAUAAUUUGUCAAUUUACGAUGUCAAAGCGAAUUAUGCCACUUGUUAUUUUUUUUCGGAAGAUCAAUGUUCUAAUUUAGCAAAGAAUUUUAAAAACAUAAUUACUACAAUUAUUUGUGAACAUCUUAAAGAAUAUUACUUGACGGCAAAGAAAAAAUUGCCAAUUAUUUUGUAUUGCAAUGGAACAAGCGAUAGAACUAGAAAUCUUUUCCUUAGUAAUGCUUUACUAAAUUUAGCUACGAUUCAUAACGUAAAAAUAACACAAAAGUUUUUCGAAACUGGACAUAGUUUAGUUGAGGACUGCUACAAAACAAAUCAAAUGUUGGAAAGAUUUUUAAAUUCAAAAAACAAAGAAAUAUAUUUACCGAGUCAAUUGGCUAAAACAGUUAGGGAAAUCAAACGUUAUCCGGAAAUAUUCACUGGAAUUCACUUAGACUUCGAUUAUUUUCGAAAUUAUUCUAAUUCAGAACAUUUACGUUAUUUGUCAACGCAUCCUGGUGAUGGAUUUGAAGAAAAUGAUGCUUGUGAAAUGCAAUAUAAUCCAACAGGAAAAAUAUCAUUAAAACUUGAUUUUGGGGGUGAAAGUAUGGAUUUGUUACAAAAAACUAUAAAGAAUUUUAAACCAAUUCAUGAAUACCCCGUUUUAUAUACAGAAAUGGCAUCUAUUUCAAAAACAAAAUGGGACGAUUUGCAGGACAUGAAAAAAUUUAUGCCAUUUGAUUGCCAACCAUUUUAUGACUCAUUAAAAUAUUUUGACGAUUAAAGUUUCAAAUAUAAAACUUAACUUGUAUAACAAUAGUUUUCAGUAAAAUACAUAAAUAGUAAAUUAAGAGAAUAUGUAAAAAAGUAGCUGAAGACGGUUCAACAAAAAUAAAUUGAAAAUGUUUGCAAAUAAUUACAUAACAUUAAUGAUGAUGUAAACAUAAAACAUUUCAUUCCAGUCAUUAAUAUUUCCAACAUAAGAUGUUGCUUAUUAAAAAUAUACAAAGUAUGUAUUCAACGAAAAAUCAAACUAUCAAAAUUACUUAUAUGAGAAGUGCGCAUACUAAAUAUUAUGUAAUUUUAUUAAUUUCAAA